Molecule: messenger RNA, 2845 nt
Organism: Grammomys surdaster
Lineage: Eukaryota; Metazoa; Chordata; Mammalia; Rodentia; Muridae
Gene: St6galnac4
Product: ST6 N-acetylgalactosaminide alpha-2,6-sialyltransferase 4
Exons: 5
Coding region: 111-1019 (302 amino acids)
Biological process (GO): oligosaccharide metabolic process; ganglioside biosynthetic process
Molecular function (GO): alpha-N-acetylgalactosaminide alpha-2,6-sialyltransferase activity
Source: RefSeq, a predicted model, not a curated record
UUGUCUCUUCCCUCGCCUCAGUUUCCCUCAUAUCCUGGGAUCAACUUCCAGCCUUUCUCGUCCCAAGCUCUGGAGACAGCAGCCUCCAGACUGCUGAGGGCAGAGACAGCAUGAAGGCCCCGGGCCGCCUUCUGUUCCUCACAUUGUGCACCUUGACGCUGUCUGCUGUCUUUGUCUUCCUGUGCUGCUGGGCCUGCCUGCCCCUCUGCCUGGCAGCCUGCCUGGACCGCCACCUCCCUGCAGCCCCCAGAUCCACUGUGCCAGGGCCCCUGCACUUCAGUGGCUACAGCAGUGUACCAGACGGGAAGCCGCUUAUCCGAGAACUCUGCCACAGCUGUGCGGUGGUGUCCAGCUCCGGUCAGAUGCUGGGUUCUGGCCUGGGUGCCCAGAUCGAUGGUGCAGAGUGCGUACUACGCAUGAACCAGGCUCCCACUGUAGGCUUUGAGGAGGACGUAGGCCAGCGCAGCACUCUGCGCGUGAUCUCGCACACAAGUGUGCCGUUACUUCUGCGCAAUUACUCACACUACUUCCAGCAUGCCCGAGACACACUGUACGUGGUGUGGGGCCAGGGCAGGCACAUGGACCGGAUGUUGGGCGGCCGCACCUACCGCACAUUGCUGCAGCUCACCAGAAUGUACCCAGGCCUGCAAGUGUACACUUUCACUGAACGUAUGAUGGCCUACUGCGACCAGAUCUUCCAAGAUGAGACGGGCAAGAACCGGAGACAAUCAGGCUCCUUCCUCAGCACCGGUUGGUUCACCAUGAUUCUGGCCCUAGAGCUGUGUGAGGAGAUCGUGGUCUACGGGAUGGUCAGCGAUAGUUACUGCAGUGAGAAGAGUCCCCGCUCCGUGCCCUACCAUUACUUCGAGAAGGGCCGGCUAGAUGAGUGUCAGAUGUACCGUUUGCACGAGCAGGCACCAAGGAGUGCCCAUCGCUUCAUUACUGAGAAGGCUGUGUUCUCCCGCUGGGCCAAGAAGCGGCCCAUCGUGUUCGCCCACCCGUCCUGGAGGGCCAAGUAGUUCCUGUUGCCAGUGACUGCUAGGCCUGUGACCCAUUCCAGGCCAGCAUGGCUCCAAUAUAAACAUUUGUGACUUUCACCUUCUACCUGACACCAGGUGGAACCUGAGGUCUCUGUUAUCCAACACUGGGUAUACUUGGAGGAAUCUCAGGCCUUGUGACUUGAAAGGCAGUUGAGAGGGUGCCAUUUAUAUCACCUCUGCCCUCAGGAGAAUCCACGUCUUCAUCUUGGGGUUUGUCCCACUUCCAGGUUUAAGUGGCCUUUGCCCUGGGGCCGAUCAAUGGUCCCACCUCACCAGCAUUAUGACUUUGUACCCCUCUACCUAUCUCCAGCCACAUGGUGCCACAUUCUCAGGCUGGUGGCCCUGGUUGGUGCACCCUGGAACUUGGGAUUUGAUGGGUGUGAGGGCGGAUGAGCAUCAGCCUCCCAGGACUGUCUCAGGAGUGUGCCGGUAAAUGUGUAUUUUCUGGACACUGUGUCUCUGUGGUAAUGGAUGUGGGAUAGGGGUUAGGACACAGGCCUGUAACCUGUUUCCUGGAGGGCAGACGGAGCUCUCCAUCCCUUCUCUAGGCCCACAACUGUCAGCUCUUCCUGAAUCGUCUGGACAUCAGUAUCCCACAAGCCUGGGCUUCUUAUGGUCUGACCACAGGACUAUGCUGGCCCAGGAGAGCCACUGUGCCCUCACUUAGCAAGCACAGAGGAAGGCCUGGGAGGACUCAGGGUGAGAAAGAAAUUCCACCCAUCGCCAUUUUCCUGCCCCAUGAGUCAGAUUCCAAAGUCUUUGCCAGUCAGGCCGUCUCUUAACUGUGGGAAUUGGUUCCUCUGUAAAACAGAAGGCAGAAUGCAGCUUAGGGUGGGCACUGCCAGGGAGGAGUAGUCUGAGGGCCAGCUCUUUCUCUGAACUUUGCUUUUCAGAACCAAAACAACCACCAUCCUGCUGUGUGAUGCUGCCCUGAGGAGGGAGCGGGGCUCAUUACAGAUGAUGUGUGUAGUCCGAGCUAGCUUUUGUGAGGUGGCUGAGCUAGGAUGCUGUCAGACUUGAGAGCUCACUCCCCAGGCUCUGCCCCCUUCCCCCUCUGGAAGACUGAAGAAUGGAGCCCUGGGCUUUAUCGCUCGCUCAGCUUCAGAGCUCAGGGCCCUCAGGGUGUAACCUGUGCAGCCCUCAGAGCCCUGUGCUUAGUUUAAUCUCUCCUGCUACAAAUUUGAAAUUCCUUAUUUUUGGUCUUGGUUUUUAACAAGGAACUUCACAGUUUUCUUUUGUACCGGAUCCCACAGAUGACAGAACCUGCCCUCCUGAGGACUCCAGAGGCCUAGCCCACAAAUGACAGAACCUGCUGUCCUGAGGACUCCGGUGGCCUAGCCCAUGCUCCCUCCUACCCAUUUUCCCAGGAGUGGCUAGAGACCUGGCACCUGGCCCACAGCCCUUGUCCCCAGUGUCCGGUGGCCCAGAAGCUCAAGUAGAAGGGCCAGCUGAGAGGGAAAUCUCUGAGCCAAGGAUGCAGGCUGGAAGCCAAACUGUUUCCUCAGGCCUAGUCAUGCUGAGGGGCUCUGGGACUCUGGUAGCAUCAGUGGGUAGUGGGUGAGACGGGGGUCCUGCCAGCAGACCUGACCCCACUUUCCCAGGCAAUAAAGACAGUAGAAUAGUUCCUACCUCACAAAGCUGUAUGAGUUUAGAGGAUGCGCCCGGGGCUUGGAACACACUUGGGUCUCAGUGUCCAGAAGCCACCAUUUAAGAUGGGGUAGUCCUCCGCCUGGGCGGUCCUGUCCCACCCUGGUAUAGGUGGUAUCAAUGCAAACUAGUAAUUAAUAAUAAAGUUCUCAUCCUAA